Messenger RNA from Suncus etruscus (white-toothed pygmy shrew), 414 nucleotides. It is a transcript of the gene CIMIP1, whose product is annotated as chromosome 7 C20orf85 homolog. The transcript is spliced from 4 exons. Bases 1 to 414 code for a protein of 137 amino acids. Lineage: Eukaryota; Metazoa; Chordata; Mammalia; Eulipotyphla; Soricidae. The record is from RefSeq and is a predicted model, not a curated record.
AUGGCGCAGAAACCCAUCAGUACCGCUGCUGCUGAGCGCAUGAACCUGGUGGCCCAGGACGCGAUCUGGAAAUGCCUCUUGAAGGCCGAGAAUGAAGCUCGUCGAUCCUGGACCCAGAAAUGGGGCUUCCUGGCCACCCCCCUGGAGGAGUUGCUGCAGGACACGGAGCCCACGUCCACCUCAAAGCCCAAGAUCGAGCUGCCCAAGCACUUCUGCCUUCAGCCCGAGAUCGCAAUGGAGAAAAUCAUCAAGAUCCUUCCAUCACCCCCUGUCCCCAAGACCACCCAGGGCUUCAUUGGCUGGAGGUCGGGUGUGCCAGGCCUGAAUGCGAGUCUGGAGUUGGACUCUGAGAUCCGGAGCUGCAAAGGGGCCUACGCCAAGCAGCUGGGCUGGCCCGAGCAGGGCAUCCACUGA